Molecule: messenger RNA, 1737 nt
Organism: Malania oleifera
Lineage: Eukaryota; Viridiplantae; Streptophyta; Magnoliopsida; Santalales; Ximeniaceae
Product: F-box/WD-40 repeat-containing protein At3g52030
Exons: 9
Coding region: 213-1553 (446 amino acids)
Molecular function (GO): protein binding
Source: RefSeq, a predicted model, not a curated record
UUGUGGACUAAACCAAAUUUUGGUUCAUUCAUGACACGGUGACAAAUAAGGAGAGUGUGAAAGAGAGAGAAUGUCUUUGGUGAACCAUGAAUUCGAUCCAACUAAUAAAAUUGAAACAAAAUGGAUUAACAAUAAAAUAACACAAGCUCUCGUCUUUUCCACUUCGCCGCCCACGUGAGCCUGUGGAAAUACUCCUCCGAGGAUAUUCGACGAUGCGUUCCGCAGCCGCCGGCGACGGGUCGCCGAGCACGAGGAGGAGGAGCAAAGAGAGAAGAGCGAGCAGAAUCCAGGUCCUCGACCACGACAUCCUCUGCAUGGUCUUUGCACUCCUCGACCUCUUCGACCUCGUACGCUGCUCCGCCGUCUGCAAAUCCUGGAAUACAAUCAUCAACAGAUCUAAGAUGUUGCAAAUGAUAUUUUGCGAGCAAAACCGGGGUUCUACAGCCCGUUUCAAUCUGUCUAAUUGUUCAGAAGAGUCAUUCAAAAUAUAUAUUGAGGAGCUGGCCAUGCAACAUCAUAAGUUGUCUCUUGAAGAAGGAGUCAUAAAUGUUGAUCAAUGGAAAGGUCAUUCCACUGGGGUUGAUCAGUGCCGGAUGAAGAUGGGCUUGAUUCUUACUGGUGUUGGUGAUCAGGUUAUGCGUCUUUGGUCAUUAGAAAGCUACAAAUGUUUGGAAGAAUAUUCCAUGCGAGAUAUGGCCCCUCUAGUUGAUUUUGAUUUUGACGAAAGCAAAAUUGUUAGUUUGGUUGGCACUAAUAUAUGCAUAUGGAGACGCAAUGGGAAACGAAGUGUGUUUCCCUCACGUGAAGGCACAUUUACAAAAGGUUUAUGUAUGCGCUAUUUAGAUCCUGAGGCUGUUGUUGGAUGUGAGGAUGGGACAGCUCGUGUGUUCGACAUGUACAGCAGGAAAUGUUCUCGAAUCAUAAGGAUGCAUGCUGGGCCCAUAACUUGCUUAUCUCUGAACGACGACCAAUUGAUUCUUAGUGGUUCUUCUCUUGGAAGUAUCACAAUUUCAGGUCUCUCAUCUGAUCAGCGAGUAGCUACCUUAAGGUCAACUAAUUCCACAGGCAUAAGGACCUUGUAUUUCAACCACAGUUCUCAUUUAGUGUUUUCUGGAUCAACUGCUGGAUAUGCUGCUUGUUGGGACCUUAGGACAAUGCGAAGUCUAUGGGAGAGACGAGUGAGUCCAAACAUCAUUUAUUCUAUGCAAACCCUCCAAAACGAUGUGGCAACAUUAGUUGUUGGGGGAAUUGAUGGCGUGCUGCGUAUUUUAGAUCAGAACACAGGUUCAGUACUUUCUAGUUGUGUCAUGGAGGAUAGAUUGUUACCAAGUUCUUCUAGGAACACACCAGUAUUACCAAGUUAUUCUAAAAGCACAGAUGGAAUCAUUGAGAGAAGGAAAGGAAGAAGGCUUUCAGAAGACACCUGCAUAAGUAGGGUUCCAAGGAGCACUAGACCUCCCAUCACAUGCUUAGCUGUUGGAAUGAAGAAGGUUGUCACCACACACAACGGCAAGCAUAUAAGAUUGUGGAAAUUCAACAAGCAGAGCUCAUAGGACAGCUUGAGUUUAGAACCAUCAAAAGGGGAAUCCUAGUUAGUGAUUAACCUUUUUCCUAUUUAACUGUACCCAAGUUUGGGUAAUUGAGCUAUCGAGCUUGGGUAUUUUGAAAUGUAAUGAUUAAAUAAUAGAAGUAUAAUUAAAUUUAAUGACAUAAUUAGGCUACCUUUUGUUUACGAAA